GAGCAAGAGAUUCAAAUAGCAAACAAAAAAAACUUUAUACAUUCUUUAGAGAAAAAAGAAAUGGGUGUCGUAGCAUUCGAGUGGGCAGAGGUAGGUGACAACCAACUGACGCUUGUGAUGAACAGAGACAAUUGGGCAAACAGGGAAAUAAGUAGGGCGUCUCGGGAUGUUCGGAGUGACAGUCUGAGUGGUCGGUGCAAAGAUAAUGGCGGAACGUGGUUUGCUAUAUCUUCAAAAGGCCGUGUCGCGUUUCUCAUGAGUAAAACGUUGUUGGAAGACAAGGUUGAUAAAGAUGGUGGAUCCGAGUUGUACCCCAUUGAUUUUAUGAAGAGUAACGUGAGUCCAGAGGAGUUUGCCGAUCAUGUGGCACGGUGUGCAAAGGAUGACAAACUGGAUGAAAAGAACAAUGGGUGGUCCUAUAGCCUUAUAGUCGCUGACUUGACUUUGAAUUCAAUGGUUCAUAUCAGGAAACCCCAUAUACUUGCGCCUGAUGUCUUGACUGAAACGGUUCCGUUUGGUGUGCACACACUUUCUCCUGACGGCGGUCUCGAUUCCACAGAUGCUACCAGGGAUUUGUGCCUGAGAGACUAUUUUAGUCAGAUGAUUGGUGUUACCAACCCACAAGAUUUUCCAUGUGGAGAAGCCACCACAGACAGCUUUAGUGAUUGGGGGAAACCAUCCACUAACACGGUUUAAGAAGUUUGUUGAGAGGUUUAUGUGUACUCCUGUGGAAGAAGGUCAACCAACGGUGUAUUUCGAAAGGAAGACUGAUGAAGAACUUGGAAUACCACGCUUUGGAACAACAAGUGCGACAGCAUUGGCGGUGGAACGCAAUGGGGAAGUAACGUUCUUUGAGAGUUACAGGGAAACUGAUGGUCGUUGGACCGGGAAAGACCUCAGUUUCAACAUGGAGUAGAGACUAGAGACAGAGUUCCAAAGAAACACUGCGCAGCAUUUCAAAAUAUAAUUAUUCUACAACUACUAAAUAAUCUUGUUGAUGCUGUCUAUAGAUCUCUUUAAUUAACAUUGUUGUACGAUUUAAGGAAACCUAUUUCCUUGAUCGCACUAUAUCUAUAGUAGUCUAAGACGUAAAAGAAAAGAACAUUAUGCUUAAAAUAAAUAAAUAAAUUUGUUGGA
Messenger RNA from Camelina sativa (false flax), 1137 nucleotides. RefSeq lists its product as uncharacterized. Lineage: Eukaryota; Viridiplantae; Streptophyta; Magnoliopsida; Brassicales; Brassicaceae. The record is from RefSeq and is a predicted model, not a curated record.